Molecule: messenger RNA, 1057 nt
Organism: Trametes versicolor FP-101664 SS1
Lineage: Eukaryota; Fungi; Basidiomycota; Agaricomycetes; Polyporales; Polyporaceae
Exons: 5
Coding region: 37-981 (314 amino acids)
Source: RefSeq, a predicted model, not a curated record
CAACUUCUCAACCUACAAACAGCAAUCUCCCAAGACAUGUCGUCCAGCACUAGCACCAAGGCCAGCAUCGCUGUUCUCGGCGGCACCGGCACACUCGGCGAGGACAUCUCCACCGUCCUCCUCACGGAGUUCAGGGAGACCUUCCCUACUGUCCGAGUCUUCACUCGUGACCCGUCGUCCUCGAAGGCGCAGGCUUUCGCGCAGAAGGGCGCCGAUGUCGUAGCACUCGACAUCGACACUCUGGACAAGGCGCUCACCGGCAUCGACGUUGUCGUCAACGUCCUCCCAACCUCGCUGUCCGAAGAGGUGAGGAGCAAGGUCAAUGAGGCCGUGAUCAAGAGCGGCCCGAAGGUGUAUUUCCUGAGCGAGUUCGGGCUUGACCACAGGGUAGCAGACUUCUCCGGUUAUGAGCACCCAGAGUGGGCGGGCAAGAAGCGGCUCGCAGCGGAAACGCGCAAGUUGGCUCAGGGCAAGACGAAGGUCAUCGCUGUCUACAGCGGUGUCUUCGUCGAGUUCCUUGUCAGCUCGUUCCUAGGACCAAUCCUGGGCUUCGACCUGGCCAACAAUGUCUUCACCUCGUAUGGACCUGCGACGUCGAAAUUCGGCUCCACUGGGAAGAGCGACAUCGGACGCACCGUAGGGAGGCUCGCUGUGCUGGCGCUCGACCCUUCCACCUCUGCUAGCGUCCCGGACGAGGUUCGCAUCGCUGGGUCGACCACGAGCUACGAGAAUGUGCGCGACAUCACCGCGCGCGUCAAGGGCGUGCCGAAAGGCGAGAUCAAGAUCGAAGACCUUGACAAGCUCGAGCAAGACUUGCGCGCACAGAAGGGCAAGGGCGACUUUCUGUUGUACAUUCGGCUGGCCACUGGAAAGGGCUGGGGAGACCUGAGUGAGAACGCGAACGAGCUCGUUAACCCCGGGCAGAAGUUCUGGAAGUGGAAGACUGUGGAGGACGAGGUCCGCACAGUCACUGGCGCGUGAGAUUGACAUGCCAUACACUUGAGGACAUCCUGUACAGUAGCCAACGUAUUCAUGAUGCAGUACGCUUUCUUACCUG